GUGCACGAUAACUCUACGAAGUUUAACGCAGUCAUGGGUAAUUGUCAUACAGUUGGACCGAAUGAAGCUUUAGUUCGCUCAGGUAAGAUAAUUUCUUGUGCGAUUUCCCUUCGUCAUGAAUGAAAUGCGUGACAAUGAAUCCCAAACAUUGGAUCCUAUGUGUUGUCGAUUUCAAUGUAAGCUUACAUGUUUUCUGUUUUCAUCCUUUUUAGCGAAAUUUUAGUGGUAUUUUACAUUUCUGGGCCUAAAUCUAAAAUAUUGAACCUUUAAUGGCUGCAUUUAAGCAUUAUUGACCAGCUACAACCAACAAGAGCAGUGUAUAAUUCCAUGCGCCAAGAGAUUGCGAACAUGUUCCGCAUUCUAAUCGUUUCGCCAUAAAUUUCGUGUUUUAGGUGGCUGCUGUGGAAGCGAUGCGAAAAAGACUGUAAUUGGAGGUUGGGUUUGGGCAUGGGCUUUCGUUACAGAUGUGCAAAAGUGAGUACAUUUACUGCUAUACACGUUAAGCACUUUAAUUCACCAAAUCGUUCUACGAUCAUCACUUUUGGUCGAUGUGAAGUUCCUACCACUCAAGCAGGUGCCUUUGCAAAUGACUUACGCAUGAUUCGUUUUGCGUGGUAAAAUUCGCUACUUUAGAACACCUUUUAACCCAGUUUGGUGAACUUGAUAAAAAAUUCAAUUCAGCCAACCUACUUAAGAGGAGGCAAACAGUUACGUAGUUGGCAUUCCCGUCUGUUUGUAUACAAAACUUCGGUGCAAGAUUCUUUGUCUCGAGGUUUUGCUGACGUUACAUUUUCUGACUUUUUUUGGCGGAAAUUUCGCACUGUGUGACAAGAGGCACAUCUUGUGUAGUGCUUCCUUGGACUUAGAAAUAUUAUUCGAAGUAGAUCAAUGUCCGAUUGGAGACUUAUAUUGUGCUAGAUGAUUAAAAUAUUUUUUAAUGUUGUUGUAAAUCUCUGAUAUUGCACUUAGUCCAAUAUACAGUCAGCUCUUUUUUAACUCCCUAAAAUCCAAAGAGUGACCAAAUCGAUUUUCUCCUAAUAACAUCAAAACACCUGUAAGAGAAAAACGAAUCAACAAAAUGAUUAUGAAAGAGAAAGUGCUUUGAUCUUUUAUCAAUAAUUCCCUGCACUAAUUAUUAAGGAGAUGUACAGCUGUAUGGAGAUCAGUCUUGAAAAUUUGUAUGUAGAUUAUUGGUUUGUUAAGGGGGUUAAUGGACAUCCCUAUAGGGUGGCAGGGCUUGAAAUUAAAAAAGUCCUCAGGUCACCUUUUGGGGACCAAUUGGUGAAAAAUAUUGUUACCAGAUGCAAAUUUUUAGGGAUGGUGUCUCUUUUGUGGGGUAUUGAUCGAUGUAUCGACUGAUAUCUCGGUCGACUGUCGAUCGACAUAUCGGUCGCUAUGUCGAUCGAGAGUCGACCAAGUAUCGGCCGAGUAUUGACUGUGUGUCUGUCGAGAGUCAGUCAAUUUAUCAGCCAAAUGGUGUUGUCCUGUCGAUCUAGUAUCGGUUGACAGAUCGACCACAGUCGGUUGAGAUAGCAUCAGUGGUGUGUUGGCAAUGUAUUGAUGAAUAGUCAUUCGAGUAUCGGUAAGGUAUCAGUGGUGUAUCGGUCGGCAAUCGGAAUUGCCUAGAGUUGGUCAAUAUAUUGGCCGAGUGAUGUUUUGCUGCCGGUCGAGUAUCGCCCAACAAAUCAUCCAUCGGUGAUCUUUCGGUGAUCCAUCGGCAAAGCGAUGGCCAACUAUCGACCGAUAAACUGUAGUGGUCAAGUACCGGCCAUUUAUUAGUCAAGAUGUGGCCGGCUCUCGACUGACAGUCGGCAUACUAGAUCGCCACUCGACUGAUGUAUGGAGCGACAUGACAAUGGAGGUAUUGGCUGUUAUGUUGGCCAAGUGUCGGUGAUAUAUUGGUGAUCCAUUUGCGAAGUAUCGGCCGACCAUGGGCCGACUAUCAGCCACUAGAAUGUAGCGGCGAGUGUUGCCAACAUAUUGGUAGAGACUCAACCGGCUCUCGACCGAUACUCGACGGAUUCUCAAUUGACUGUCUGUCAAGGGUCGACAGAGUCUUGACUGACAUAGUGACCGAUAUGUGGAUUGACAGUCGACCGAGAUAUUGGUCGAUACAUCAUUCAACACCCCCCAAAAGAUACAUGAUCAAUUUUCAGUUGCUACAAUUUUUUUGUAGUUUGUAUAUUGUAAAUGACCAUCUCAAAGAAUGGUGUGAUCCAUCAGAUUUGAUUGUUUGAAAAUAUUCUGGACAGAAGUUGGUAUAAAUUUGGAGGUAAACUGGCUUUGUUUAUGCAAUCUGACACAUUUUUCGGGGCGAAAGCAAAGCAAGAUAAGAUGAAAUGUUUGUUUUAAUUUUACUCUUUAAAUUUAAGUCUAAAUUGUAGAGUAAUCUGGUCACCAAAGUGGCGACUAAACCAGAAUUUUUAGUUGCCAAGGAGAAAAUGUUAGUCACAUUGGCGACCACAUCAGUCGCAAUUUUGAGCCCUGGAUAGACCCCUUUUUGAAACAGACACCUACAGCAGGUCCAGCCCUGCUGUUCUCUAGUCCCUUGCCCCGUCUCUUUUUGAGGUGGACACAUCUAUAAGACAAACACUUAAGGCAUGAGGGCCAAUUGGCCAGGGCUUCUCCCAUUUUUUGUAGCAUGAAGCAUGUUGUAGUAUGUUCAGGGCUUCUGAUAGGUCUCGGAAAGAAAAGUCAAAUUUCACAGGAUUCUCAGAGACAGAUUCGUCUGAUUUCAACAAAAUUUUCAGGGCUAACUCCGGCUCCGCGACUGCGUGAAAUAUCAGAAGCCCUGAAUAUUGUUACUCCCCCCUUGAUGGGAUGCUUGUGCAUAACAGGUUUAACCUCAGCCAUAUGCCAAUGGUAUCAAAUUCAUUCAAAGGGGAGCUACAGUUUCUUGUGCAAGGAAACAAUCAUCAAUCAUCAUUGUUGUGACUUAUUUUUUAAAAAUUUGCAUCAACAGACUGACCCUGGAAGUGAUGACAUUAAAUCCCAAAUGUGAAAGUGUAGAAACAGCCCAAGGUGUUGCCGUCACAGUAACAGGAGUUGCACAAGUAAAGGUCAUGACAGAAACUGAGCUGCUGAAAACUGCUUGUGAACAGUUCUUGGGAAGGACAACGGGCCAAAUUGAGAAUAUCAUUCUUCAAACUCUCGAAGGCCAUCUGAGGGCUAUCCUAGGAACGUUGUCUGUUGAGGAGAUUUAUAAAGGUGGGUGAUAAACAGGCAUUGGUAUUCAAGGUUUAGAGAUGAUGCUUUACCACCAUCAGACAGCAGAUGGUAGACAUUGGACAUGAGAAAGUGGACAGUGGUUGUACAAAUCAAGGGGAAGUUAAACCCAUAAUCAUGAAAACAAGCAUUGUAUAAUGAAUCAAAGGAGCGUGUAAAUUUAAGUUGGUUCUUUUCCUUUUCUUUGAUUCUUUUUUUGUUUCCAGAUCACAUAAACUUAUUACUUUUGUAACUAGUAAUAUCCAGAGGUUAGGAAGUGGGGGCAAGAAUGAUUGAAGGUGCAUAAGUUUCACACGUUAGAAGGUCAAAACAGCAUGAUCAGAUGACAAGUGAUAGAAGGUUCCAACAGGAUGGAUCAUAUUGCAUUUUUUGCAUCCCAUUCAUUCUUACUGGAAUUCCAAAAUCAUAAGAAACCUGAAGUGUCCCAAAAUAAUAAUAAAUAUUAUUAUUGCAGGCAAUCAGAGGAGCCUGCAAUACUAACCUCAACAUUGCUAAUAUGCAUGCAUGGCACAUAUGUUGUCAAUAUUCAUUUUUUAAUGAAUGUUGACCACAUACCUGCCAUACAGUGUACAUAUGUGUUAGCAUUGUGAAUAUUAGGAUUGGGGGCUCCUGGUCACCUGCAAUUAUGUUGGGAUACUUGCAGUGCAACUACUAUAACCAGGGACACUUAGACAAAGUUGACCAAUCAGAUUACCGAAACAUACCAAUACAUUCCAAGAAAGUUGGUUGAGGGCCAGUCAACAGCUUGUUUAAAAGCAAUAAGUCACUCAGAGCACAAAAUUUACAUAUUGAUAUCAACCGUUUUUAAGAAAGCAAUUGUCUCACCAGACAGUGUUUUUCUUGAAACUUUAUAUUUAACACCCAGAGACAUAUUUGUUAGACACAAGUUGUUAUCUUGUCAUCUUCAGCAAUUUCUUCACUACAAUUGCCGCGCUUUCAUUAACAUCACAAUGUCUAUAACUAAUGUUCACGUUUUUCGCCUCUGUCAAUACCCUAACAGACCUCUCAGGAAACAGGGGCUUUUUUUCAGUGGGUUCAAAAGGUCAUGUCUGUAAGUUGUAAUUGGUUGAUUUCGAUCAAUGUUGUUUAUUUUGUCUCCUUGUAAUAAUGACUGACAAUGAACUUUCUCGGAAUGUACAGUAUUGUUAUUUUUUCUGUAAUCCGACCAGUCAGCCUUGUCUAGGUGAGCCCGAUUGUAAUAGUCACACUGUAAGGUUUCUUUUGAUUUUACGUUAAGGGUAGACUGUCUGCUUGAUAAAAGGCAAUGGUUAUCACUUACUUUAUUCUGUAUUCAAAGAUCGUGAAGCAUUUGCUGCACUGGUCCGUGAAGUCGCAUCCCCAGAUGUUGGUAGAAUGGGAAUUGAAAUCCUCAGUUUCACAAUAAAGGACAUCAUUGACCAUGUCAGUUACCUGGACUCGCUUGGUAAAACUCAAACAGCUAAAGUGAAGAGAGAUGCUGAUAUCGGCGUGGCAGAAUCCAACCGAGAUGCUGGAAUUAGGGUAUGUCACUAGUAAAAGCAAGUCUCAUUAUACGUACAGUCAACUCUCUCUAAGACGGACACCUUUGGGACCGGCACUAAGACGUCCAUCUUAGAGAGAUGUCCGUCUUAUAGAGAGCGAAAUAAAGGGAGUAAAGAAAGGCAGGGACCAACUCUUAAAUGUCCGUUUUACAGAGGCGUCCGUCUUAUAGAGGUGUCCAUUAAGAGAGAGUCAACUGUAAUGUCUUAAGGUGCAUUCCUUUGAGAUGAUCUGGAUCAUGAUCAUGAUCUAUCCUCUUUGUCUCUCUUUCAACCAGAUAAGCCCCUGCUUUGUGAGCCCCAUUGGGAUCAAUUUAGGUGUCUGGGAAACUGCCCACCUACCCCACCCCUAAGCUAACAUUAACACUUACUUCUCCUUAGGACAAAAUGAUGGCUUAGGGGAGGGGUAGGUGGGCAGUUUCCCAGAAACCUAAAUUGAUCCCCCCGUUGGUUCACAUUGCACCCUUUAGCUUUAGCUUUUACAGUACAACUCCUAUUUGCUGAAUUAUUUUCAUCACAAUAGUAAUUAUUAUUGUUAUCAAAUAAUAAAAUUCUUUUAACAGUUAUUAAAAAACGGAGAAAAAUGAAGCAAUCCUUUUCUGUCACUUUAUCACAAAAGGCAAAUUAUUGACUUGAUUGUUCUUCUCUGUGCAUUUACCAGGAGGCAGAGUGCGAGAAAGAAAAGAUGGAUGUUGCAUACCAAGCACAGACAAACAUUGCUGAUUCAUCAAGAGAAUUCCAGAUGCAGAAAGCUGCGUUUGACCAAGAAGUUAAUGCCAGGAAAGCAGAAGCAGAAUUGUCUUAUGAAUUACAGGUACAUUGUAAAACCUUGAUUUGUGUCAAACAAAGAAGGAUUGCAUGGAAUAAGAUCUCAGUAGGGUGCUUUAGCUUCUAUGAUGGCAAUGGCAGUGAACACGUCACCUUGUUCAAUUUUUAAAUUGAUACAGGCCAAUUUUUCUGGCGUUGAAUUUUAAAGGAAUAUAUCCAAGUUUAGAAAAGGAAAAAUUACGUUAGAAAACAAUUAUCAUUUUCUCGUGCUCACGUUCUCCAUGAAACUUGAAAUUAGGAAGUUUCAUGUAGUAAACGUCAACAAACAACAGCAAAGAAAUGUACAUAUAAUCGUACAUGUGAUAAUAAUGCUGUGUUACCCAAAGCUAUUGCAUUUAAAUUGUCAUUCUCAUUGCUAUCACCAUAAUCGUUGCUAAGGCUCUGUUAUUGAUUUCUGAUCUAUUAUCAAAUUCUCCCUCUGAUUCAAGGCAAAUUGGCAAGAAGAAGCUAGCAUUGUUUCAGAAGUCACUUGUGGCCUCAUUUCAGUCUCUCAUUUGUUAAUUCAGCUCAUGAGAAGAGGUUUUACUAUAAUGGUUACAACCUUGCAUUUUGCCCUCAAAUGUUUGGAUCAUUAUACGUUUCUGGGAAACUGCCCACCUACCCCUCCCUCAAGCCAACAUUAACACUUACUUCUCACUUAGGGCAAAAUGUUGACUCAGGGGAGGGGUAGGGGGGCAGUUUCUCAGAAACAUAUAAUGGUCCGAAUGUUUUACAUCCUCAUUACAUGUCUUGAUUAUUGCCUUAGAGCUGAUAAAAAGAAGUGUAAACAAAAACUAUUUUUUUGUGAUGUUUUCAAUUUAUUUAUUCUUUGUCUACAGGCUGCAAAGGAGAAACAGAAGAUCCGAGCUGAAGAAAUCCAGAUUGAUGUUGUGGAGAGAAAGAAGGAAAUAGAAGUUGAAGAGAAAGAAGUGUCCAGGAAAGACAAAGAACUGUUUGCCACUGUUAGGAGACCUGCAGAGGCUGAGAGCUACAGGGUUGAAACAAUUGCACAGGGAAAAAGGUAUGCUAUGGUAUAGGUAAGGUAGAGGUACAGUAUAGGUACAGUAUGGUAUGGUUUAGGUAUCUGAGCUGUCUCUCAAGGCUAGUGGGAUUCCUGGAUACUUUCAUAGGAAACAAGUUAAAGAAAAAUAGACUCAAAAUAACUUCCGGGCUGUCCAAUUCUUUACCUACCAAUUGCAUGUACUCGGCAAUGAGAAGCAUGAGUUGUAGUGCCAUAUAUAUAUGGCAUGAAGUUGCAGCUAACUCAAGUUCUAAUGUCCCCAAAGUUUCUGUGUAAUUUCUGGUGAGCAUCAGCAAGGCAGCAUGCAUAGUAGAAGUAUACAUAGCAGAAAAAUCCAACAUCUUUAGGGAUGUAAGACUGCAAGGUUAAACACUUGACUUUUAUUAUCUCUGAGGUCUUAUGUGAAAUAGUACCUGGAUGUGACGCGUAGCCAGCAGUGAAUUAAAUUUCUUCAAGCAAAUAGUUUUAGUGACUUAGAAUAUUCUGGUUGACUCCUUUUUUUCUCUUACUCAAUGGUCAAAUAAUGUUAGAACAAUGUGGCUGCAAUUUUACCUGGUGGGCAGGAAUGUUUUAUGAAAAGAAAAUAAUUAUUGUGCUUCAUAAUAUUGAAAAGCGUUUCAAACUAAGCUGAUUGUUGUUUAUCUUUAGGACACAGACUAUGUACAAAGCCCAGGCUGAAGCAGAGAAGAUCAAGGUACAAAAACAUUUUUUUCCAUGAUAUGGUAAACUACCAUGAAAUUCCUGAAAUUUACUGAUCAUUAAUGGGUUAAAGAGGAAAAAUUACAUACAGUAGUUUUUUUACAAGGAGUCAUUGAUAAAAGCAGAGCAUGAAAAUUCUCUCUUGUAUUGAAAGGGUAGGCUGAAAUAAAGCUCCUAGUGCUGAUAAACUGCUACAUGUAGAUUCUCCUUCCAAACUAUUAUUGUUUUUGCAUUUAAAACAGAAGGAGAAUUUGAUGUUAUAUGAACAGUCACUAAGGGUUUUCUUCCAUGAGACUCUUCCUUGGGUAACAGUGAUACAGUGCAUGAGAAAUGGCGGGGAGGGGGGGAGGGGGGGAGUGUUGCGAAAAAAAAACACCAUCUCCGUGUUCUGCAGUCCAUUUUUUUUUAUAACUACACUUAUUAUUAGCUUUGACUUCUGUCAAAGGUUGUGUUCUCUCUUUAAUGGUUAGCAUGUGGUGAUGUUGUUUAAGUUUUAGAACAUUUAGGGCUGUCACUUAAGGCCAGGGGGCUAGGGAUUUACCCUGGCAACUAUAACCAUGGCCUCUGGCAACUUUCAUAGAAAACAAAACAAAAUAAGAACCAGAAGAAUUUCCUAACUGUUGAAUUCCCUGCCUUCUCACUUCAUAUACUCAACAACUUGAAAUCUUAGUGACAGUCCCGACAUGAUAUUAAUACACAAUUUUCUUCAACAGUUAACAGGUUCCUCGGAAGCCACUGCCAUUGAAGCUAUUGGCAAAGCUGAAGCUGAACGCAUGAGACAGAAGGCUGCAGCUUACAAGAUGUAUGGAGAUGCUGCUAUGACUGCUUUGGUCUUGGAGGCCUUGCCAAAGGUACAAUCUUAUUUUCUAUCAGUUGAAUGUAAAAGAGUGACUUUUUUUAUUAAAAUACAGCAUAGCCUGUGUACAGAUGCCCCCCCUCCCCUCUCACCAAUUUUUUUUAGGGGAGGGGGGUCUGUACACAGGCUAAAUACAGCAGAGUUAUUUAAGUAACCUAAAGUCAAUUCUCUUGUAAAGAGAUUGACAUCAUCAGACACCUCCCUGAAACGAACUCCUAGAGUUAGUCUUCUGUUUUUUACUCAUACUAUUGCAGGGGCAGAUCUAGGGGGAGGGUGCAGGGGGUGCACACCACCCCCCCCCCCCCCGAGAUGACCUGCGGUUUUCUAAUACAACUGGUAUUCUGCAAAAAAAAAAAAAACUAUGUAGUUUAUUGGUGUUAGAGUAGAGCAAGAGACGAGUGCACCCCCUCCUAAAAAAAAUCAUGGAUCCGUCCCUGUAUUGGAUCCGUCCAGUGUUCCACCAGGCCGCGGUAUUGUUCCUAGUAAAUUCUCAUCUUAUAGAGAAGUGAAACUAAUUUUUAAUGGUCAUGAAAUAUUUUCAAAUCCUUUAAUUUUGUUGCUUUAUUUUCCCAGUAACUGAGGUACUCCUCCUCCGAGCUAUUUGUUAUAUUGGAUCAGUGUUUUAACAGACAAUUUGCAGCAUUUAAUGUUUUUGAUUUCUUACUCCAUUUGAAGAGGGGGCCCUGCCCAAGAAAAUCCUGGUGAGAACACUGCAUCUUAUAGAGAAGUGACUAAUUAUCAUAUCUAUUUUCCCUUCAAAUUUUGUUAGACACAAUAAAAAUUAGACACAAUAAAAUAUUAAUAUUAUUUGCAACAGAUUUACUUGUAUUAGGUGAGGAUAAUUUAGAGCUAGGGGACACUUUGUUAUCUCUAUCAUAAUGGGUGUGUAUCUCGUUAGCAUGCAUUUCUGGACAUUACUUCAGGGUUGUCAUUAAGAGCCGGGGGCCAGGGAUUUUCCCCGGCUACUAAGAGAGUGGUCCCCGGCUACUUUUAUUGGAAAAUAGAAGAAAAAUAGAACCAAAAGAAAUCCCUAGCCAUUUGAUUCCCCGCCUACUUUUUGUAUUUACCCGGCAACUUGAAAUCUUAGUGACAACCCUGUUACUUGAUUAUUGUGCAGUUGUUAUGGCUGUUUAGUAACAUUUUGGUUGGCACCAUAACAACUCAGAAUUUCUUGCUUUUUGUUGCAUAGGUUGCUGCAGAAGUAGCCGCUCCACUCGCCAAGACUGACCAAAUCGUCAUUGUUGGUGACUCUUCUUCAGGCGUUACUAAUGAAGUGUCCAAGCUUGUGAGUCAACUUCCUCCUGCAGUUCAAGCCCUCACAGGAGUUGACUUGAGUGGGGUAGGUAUCACU
Messenger RNA from Porites lobata, 9476 nucleotides. NCBI's taxonomy places the organism in Eukaryota, Metazoa, Cnidaria, Anthozoa, Scleractinia, Poritidae. The record is from the annotation of a GenBank genome assembly.